Suillus bovinus is the source of this 1329-nucleotide messenger RNA. Its product is annotated as pyridoxal phosphate-dependent transferase. The coding region runs from base 1 to 1329 and encodes 442 amino acids. The record is from RefSeq and is a predicted model, not a curated record. The transcript has 9 exons. Lineage: Eukaryota; Fungi; Basidiomycota; Agaricomycetes; Boletales; Suillaceae.
AUGACAACCUCAGUGUCCUCCGAGUCAGCUCCUAGCACAUUAAUAUCCAAUGUAGAGCUCGAUAAACAGGCUCCGCCUGCAUUUGGGCACGCUAUGCAUAAGCUAUUCGAGUUUGACCCAUCUUACGUGAACUUUAACCAUGGUUCGUAUGGUUCAUUACCCAUGCCAGUCAGAGUCGCAUGCGAUAAACUCAGCGCCCACAUCGAAGCUAACCCAGACAAAUUCUUGCGCAUCGAGCGCAUUCACCACUGGAUCGAGGCUCGUACUCGAGUGGCCAAGCUCAUUGGGGCAGAUACCGACGAGUGCGUUUUGGUGAAUAAUACAUUACAUGGCAUAAACACGGUACUCCGCAACUUUGAGUGGCAUGAAGGGGAUAUCAUCAUUGGGACGACCACAACUUAUAAUGCCGUGUCCCGAGCGAUUAGAUAUCUAGGAGAUAUCCCACCAUACCCAGAAGUAUCCACAUUCAAUCUUCAGUUCCCUACCACACACGCAAAUAUACUGAAAAACUGGCGAGAACAUAUUCGCCGAGUGACUUCGGAAAAGAGCGACCUCCAACAGACUCGCAAGGUUGUCGCCAUAAUAGACGCCAUCGUGGCCAACCCCGGUGUGCGUCUUCCUUGGAAAGAAAUGGUGGCCAUUUGCAGGGAUGCAGGUGUUUGGUCAGUGGUAGAUGCCGCGCAUUCAAUUGGCCAGGAAUUAGAUAUCAACUUGUCAGAGGCGAAACCUGACUUUUGGAUCUCGACUUGUCACAAAUGGCUCUUUGCAAAGAGAAGUUGUGCAGUCCUUUAUGUGCCAAAACGAAACCAACAUGUCAUCAAAGCUCCUAUACCUACUCCACGCAAUUAUUGCUCACCUCAAGACGAGUUUUAUAAUGGUUCACAAAGUUUUGAAAAUCUUUUUGAAUGGACGGGGACCAUAGAUUAUGUUCCAUUCCUGAGCGUGAGUGCAGCCUUGGAUUUCAGACAGUGGCUCGGCGGCGAGAACAAGAUCAACGCAUAUACCCACAAUCUCGCAAUCGCAGGUGGAAAGUAUCUGGCAAGUCUCCUAGGAACCAACGUUAUGGAUCCCGAUGGUGACUUGACUCUGAACAUGGUCAACGUGGAACUGCCGAUUCCUGGCGACAUUAAAUUUUCGAGUGAAAUUCACAAAUUGCUGAUGACUACGUUGUUACUUGAUUGGAACGUGUGUGCUGUUCAAUAUUACCACAAUGGAAAAUGGUGGACAAGGUGUAGCGUGCAGAUAUGGAACGAGAUUUCAGACUUCGAAGUUCUCGCCGAUGCUCUGAAGGAUGCAUGUCAGAAAGCAGUGAAGUUUGCAAAGCAGUAG